AUGGUCACGGAUAGCCUCAUGGAGCUUGUGGUACUUGAAGGAUGUACAAGUAGAAUUAACUAUGGGGAGAUGGGAAACAAUGAAGGUAUUCCAAGCAGGGAGAAAGGAUUCAUGUUUCCUAAGCCUGAGCUGAUCUCACAGCUGGAGCAAGGUCAGGAGCCAUGGGUUCCUGAAGGCCCAAGACCUCCUGAUCUGGGACUGAUUCCAGCCUUUUCUGCAGGUGAUAUGCCUGAAAUCUCUUGCCUGCUGAAGAAGGGCUGUGAGGCUGGCAACCUCCAGGGAAUCCUUUCCCCAGCUGUUUCCAGUGGGAAGGAGGCCUGCAGAGAUUCUCUGGACAAGGUUCUCUACUGGCGCAUCUCCGAGGGCAAGGAGCUAAUCCCCUGUGCUGCUGCUGACCGUCCCUGGCCGCCGCUUUCUCCCUCUGAUCCACCUAAGCCUUACGAGUGUCCAGAGUGUGGCAAGAGCUUCACUCACAUCUCCAACUACAAACGCCACAGGCGUGGCCACAGCGUCAAGAAGCCCUUCCAGUGUCCGCAGUGCAACCAGCGCCUGAGCUGGAGCUCGGACCUGGUCCGUCACCUGCGCACGCACAGUGGUGAGCGGCCUUUCAGGUGUGCACUCUGCGGGAAGGGCUUUGGCCUCAGCUCGGACUACGCACGCCACCAGCGCACGCAUACUGGUGAGCGCCCCUUUCCGUGUUCCCAGUGUGCGCGGAGCUUCCGCCGCAGCUCAGAGCUGGCCACACACCAGCGGGUCCACACUGGGGAACGGCCGUUUCGCUGCGCUGACUGUGGCCGUGGCUUCAGCCGCAGCUCGUCGCUGCUCACGCACCAGCGCGUUCACACCGGGGAGCGGCCCUACCGGUGUGGGGACUGCGGCAAGUGCUUCCGCAUCGGCCAGGACCUGGUCAAGCACCGGCGAACCCAUACCGGUGAGAGGCCCUACAAGUGUGCGGAUUGUACCAAGUGUUUUAGCCACAGUGCCAACCUCAUCACGCACCGGCGUGUGCACACUGGUGAGAAGCCCUACAAGUGCCCUGAAUGUGGGAGGAGCUUCAGCCAGAGCUCACACCUUGUCAUCCACCAGAGAGCACACACGGGCGAGCGCCCCUACCGCUGUGGUGACUGUGACAAGAGCUUCAGUAGCCGCUCCUACCUCCUUAAGCACUGCAGGGUCCAUAAUGGUGAGAAGCCCUAUGGCUGUGAUGUGUGUGGAAAGAGUUUCAGUCAGAAGAACAACCUCAUCACACACCAAAAAUUGCAUGGGGCAGACAGGCAGCCAGGGGUGACACCCUGUGUCCUGGCCGAGCUUGGACCUGGAUCCUGA
Orycteropus afer afer is the source of this 1326-nucleotide messenger RNA. RefSeq names its product zinc finger protein 664-like. The record is from RefSeq and is a predicted model, not a curated record. The coding region runs from base 1 to 1326 and encodes 441 amino acids. Gene Ontology annotation, biological process: regulation of DNA-templated transcription; positive regulation of reciprocal meiotic recombination. The transcript is spliced from 3 exons. NCBI's taxonomy places the organism in Eukaryota, Metazoa, Chordata, Mammalia, Tubulidentata, Orycteropodidae. Gene Ontology annotation, cellular component: nucleus. Gene Ontology annotation, molecular function: histone H3K4 methyltransferase activity; recombination hotspot binding; histone H3K36 methyltransferase activity.